This is a messenger RNA of Rotaria sp. Silwood2, 372 nucleotides long. The record is from the annotation of a GenBank genome assembly. NCBI's taxonomy places the organism in Eukaryota, Metazoa, Rotifera, Eurotatoria, Philodinida, Philodinidae.
AUGUUCGUUCGUUGGUUGAUACUGAUAUCAAUUAUUGGUACAAUUUAUUUUCAAUGUAUUUAUUCCGAUCUGGUUAUGGGUGGAUUGCAAGAAUGUUUUAACAAUACAUUAAAGACUCAAAUGGUGAAUUUAGCACGUCAACAAUUACGUUCAAAAACUCAUUUAGCUUCUAAACCUAUUCGAGUGCUUGGUUUUUAUUCACAAAUAGUUGCUGGUACCAAUUAUUGGUUAAUAUUUAUCGUUGGUGAAGAAAAAAAAUGCACAUUAAUAGUUUCCGAACCAUUACCUUAUACUCAUAAACCAAUGCAAGUAUCAUCUUUUGAAUGUAAUAGUAUCACAUCUAUUAAUCAAGCUACUAAAAAUAAUCAUUAA